This is a messenger RNA of Dipodomys ordii (Ord's kangaroo rat), 1357 nucleotides long. It is a transcript of the gene Mettl22, whose product is annotated as methyltransferase like 22. Gene Ontology annotation, cellular component: nucleus. NCBI's taxonomy places the organism in Eukaryota, Metazoa, Chordata, Mammalia, Rodentia, Heteromyidae. Gene Ontology annotation, molecular function: protein methyltransferase activity. Bases 108 to 1283 code for a protein of 391 amino acids. The transcript is spliced from 11 exons. Gene Ontology annotation, biological process: protein methylation. The record is from RefSeq and is a predicted model, not a curated record.
CCGCCCGUCAUGGCGGCCCCCUGAGUCCCACGGCGAGGGGGUCGGGAGCGACUCCAAGCUCCGGGGUCGCGGCGGGUGCUCCUGUCUCAGGAAUCACAGAUGCAGCCAUGGAUGAGGUCAGCUUCAGGAGCGACACUGUGCUGUCCGAUGUCCACCUCUACACUCCCAACCACAGGCACCUCAUGGUGCGGCUGAACAGCGUGGGGCAGCCCGUUUUCCUGUCCCAGUUCAAGCUGCUGUGGAGUCCAGACUCUCGGACAGACUCAGGGUCUGAGAGUGCCCGUUAUGGAGAUGUGCCCGCCCGGGAGGCCCCUCCCCCUGGGCCAGGCAGCCCAGGGUCUCCUCCGAGAAGCAGCUACGUUGGUGAGAGUGCGGCCCUCCAGGCUGGCCAGGAAGGGUUGGGUGCUCAGCUGGAUGAGGACGGGGAUCUGGACGUGGUGAGAAGACCACAGGCCACUUCUGAGCCCGACCCAGCGGGGCCUCCCAGAGACAAGGUACAUCCCAUGAUCCUAAUGCAGGAGGAAGCCGGCGUCCCGGGACCUGAGGGACCAGAGAGCGGUCCCCACAGCGUCAUCCAGAUAGAGCACACCAUGGCCACGACCCUGGAGGAUGUUGGCAAGCAGGUAUGGCGGGGCGCCCUGUUCCUGGCAGAUUACAUCCUGUUCCGACGGGACCUCUUCCAAGGAUGCACAGCGCUGGAGCUCGGGGCGGGCACGGGCCUGGCCAGCAUCGUGGCCGCCACAGUGGCAAGGACGGUGUACUGCACAGAUGUCGGCGCAGACCUUCUAGCCAUGUGCCAGCGAAACGUCGUCCUCAACAGCCACCUGGCAGCCACUGGAGGUGGAGUGGUGAAGGUCAAAGAGCUGGACUGGCUGAAGGCCGACCUCUGCACAGAUCCCGCGGUGCCCUUCAGCUGGUCAGAGGAGGACAUCGCCGACCUGUACAGCCACACCACUGUCCUGUUUGCCGCCGAAGUGUUCUACGACGACGACCUGACGGACGCACUGUUCCACACGCUCUCCCGACUGGUGCGCAGACUGAAGAACGCCUGCACGGCCAUCCUGUCGGUGGAGAAGAGGCUCAACUUCACUCUGAGACACCUGGACGUCACGUGCGAAGCCUACGACCACUUCCGCUCGGGCCUGCAGGCGCUGGCGAGGCUGGCGGAGGGCCGGCUGCGCUUCAUGGUGGAGCGCGUGGAGGCGUCCUUCCCGCAGCUGCUCAUCUACGAGCGCGUCCGGCAGCUGGAGCUGUGGAAGAUCGUCGCAGAGCCCGCACCAUGACCGGUGGCCUCCGCGAGGAAGGGCAGCCCACCCGCCAUCUUUCUAAUAAAAUCAAAAGCUCCGCAACGCCGGCC